Molecule: messenger RNA, 1133 nt
Organism: Drosophila gunungcola (fruit fly)
Lineage: Eukaryota; Metazoa; Arthropoda; Insecta; Diptera; Drosophilidae
Exons: 8
Coding region: 263-1072 (269 amino acids)
Source: RefSeq, a predicted model, not a curated record
ACUUAAGGCACUUCCGUAUUUAAUUUUACGGACCAUGUACAUUAAGACCAUGGUCUUUAAUGCACUAUUGUUAGCAUUUCGAGUUAAGUAGAGCACAGUAUUGUUAACAAAAUAUCCGAGUCGACACACAAAGUCCACCAGGAACAGAGUCCAGCUACACCCCACAUUUUCGAAGUUUUAAAAAAAGCGUUUCGCGUCGAGCACCAAAUUUGCGGUCUUGGGACAUAAAUCAACCGUGAUCACAUUAGCCUAGAAUUAAAAAAUGCAUUCAGUUGGCAUUCAUUCCGCAAUGGCGAUUAAGCGGCAAAGAAAACGAAGAGAUGAGCAAAAAAGAGCACGAGAAAGGCGCUACAGCACACAAAGCUCUGAGAGUGGAGAAACUUUUCAUUCUCCAACUGGAUCUAUGAGACGCAAAUAUAACCAUCCCCAUCAUGUGGCUAGUUCUGGUACAGGAAUGCUUGAUAGCCAGGUUGUUACCAGUAUUGGAAUGUUGCAUAUUGGUAUUGUGUUCGUUGUGUUUGGAGUUUUUCUGUGCGGCGCCGGUAUUAUUCCAGAUGAAACUAUGUCCUGGAAUGUAUUUAGUACUAGCUCAGCCUGGUGGAAUGAAGUUACUUGCACCGGAUUAUUUUCCCUCGGAUUGGGUUUAUUUUUACUAAUUUUAAACUGCCUUAUAAGUCGGAAGGAGGAGGAGGACCUUGAGGACUACGUGCAGCGGCAACUGACAAGAUCUCGCUCAGGACACCGACUUGAGCGAGAUGUUGAAACUGGUGUAUUGACCACGCGCCAUGCUCGAAAGGCUGUUGCCUUACAAAAAAAUGGACGUAACAUUUCUCCAACUGAUGUUGCCAUCGUAAAUUGUGGUUCUACAGAAACCAUAUGCAAUGGACCAAUAGUUGCAAGAAAUGGCUUAAACAGCUCAGGUGAUGUUAUUCUCGAAAAAAUUGUGGAGGAGGACACUCCUUAUUUAAAUGACCGCAGUACUGGAAUAUCUCCGAUCGAAAUAGAAAAUGAUACAAAACGUCUGUUAAGAAGGGAGUCUAUAAAUGAUUCAAUCAAUAUAACGCGAAUAUAAAAUACAAUCAUUUUAAUAAUAUGUAAUAUGUGUUAUUUUAUAUCUACGUAGCUUUUAAAAU